AAAGAAAUUUUUAGUUUUGAAAUUUUAGAAAAUAAUGAGUCAGGAUUUUUAUCUACGUUAUUAUGUUGGACACAAGGGUAAGUUUGGUCACGAGUUCCUCGAGUUUGAAUUCCGUCCUGACGGCAAACUGAGGUACGCCAACAACUCAAACUACAAGAACGACACCAUGAUCAGGAAGGAAGCCUUCGUGCAGAGUAAGGUCAUCAACGAGCUCCGUCGUAUUGUAGAGGAUAGUGAGAUUAUGGCUGAAGAUGAUGCUCUGUGGCCUCAGCCUGACAGAGUCGGGAGGCAGGAGUUGGAGAUUGUUAUCGGUGAUGAGCAUAUCUCGUUCACAACCAGCAAGAUUGGUAGUUUGGUUGAUGUGAAUCAGAGCAGAGACCCAGAUGGUCUUAGAUGUUUCUACUACCUGGUCCAAGAUCUCAAGUGUAUCGUGUUCUCCCUCAUCGGUCUCCACUUCAAGAUCAAGCCCAUAUAGGUCAAGAACACGUUGAUCUUUGAUAAAGAUCUGGUUGAAUAAGAUCAACCCAGAUUUUCUCAGAAGAAGAUCAAGACAAUCAUCAAGAUCAUUGGAGCAUUUAGACGUUUGAAUUUUUUUGUGAACAAAUUAAUCAUAUUUUAUUAUGACACAUUUGUCUAGUUCGAAUAUGAUCUGUUUGUUAUGUUUGUGUUCGUAUGUUUGUAUGUGUGUUUGUUUACACUGAUCUUGACAUUUUUUCAGA
Molecule: messenger RNA, 719 nt
Organism: Eurytemora carolleeae
Lineage: Eukaryota; Metazoa; Arthropoda; Copepoda; Calanoida; Temoridae
Product: protein mago nashi homolog
Exons: 4
Coding region: 35-475 (146 amino acids)
Biological process (GO): RNA splicing
Cellular component (GO): exon-exon junction complex; nucleus; catalytic step 2 spliceosome
Source: RefSeq, a predicted model, not a curated record